CAGAAAGAAGUGAUAUUUACGAUCAAUUUUAUUGUUAGAAAAUCUAACUAAUAUCAUUCAUUUACCUUUUCUUCUUCAACGUAAGCUUGGGUUUCUGUGUAAGAGUGUAUUACUCGUAUAAAGUGCUAGGUUAUGAAACGACUUCCAGCUUCAUUUUGUUCCAAGAUACUAUUUUCUUCUUUAUGAACUGCCAUUUGUACUUAAGUUAUCAAAAGCUAUUGUGAGUAAACGCAGACAAACUUAUUUGGAUCAAAUUAUAUAUAUUGAGAAGUGAAGUAUUUCAACUUAACGCAAAUUUGUAGUGCUGCUACUACUACUACUACUACUACUACUACUGCUGGUACCAUCACUACAGCAUCAUCACUACCACCACCAGCACCACUGAUACCAUCACAUUUCCUGCAACAGCCGAAGCCAGUUUGUAUACACGAUGUAUGUGUGCGCGAAGUUGCCUGGUCCAAGCCAUAUAACUGUGCUGACUGGAAGUAGCGUCGCGACGCCCGUGCAUUUCAGUCGGCUCACAGCCUCCGACCAUAGCGGACGUCUUCACCUCGACGUCGAUAAUAAGCCGGCGAAAGGUUACGUUAAGUUAACGACAAGUGCUUGUUUUGGAAGUUCUCAUUGGCAGGUGGAGCCUCUACUAUAUGAAAGAAAUAGCAAGGAACGGUGUACCGAUGAAGUCAUUACAGCUUUGGUUGGCAGUACUAGGCAACCUGCUUUUUCUUGGUGUUUCGGCAAUGUCCCCUCACAUCCAGGGCCCCGUGUUUCUACAGGAGCCGCCGCCAUGGCUCGAGUUUUCCAACUCGACGGGUGCGAUGCUCAGUUGUUCAGCUCACGGCACCCCACCACCCGAGAUCCGCUGGGUUGAUACGUCAGACAAAGAGCUCCCUCACAUGCCCCGUCUCCGGGAACUGCUUCCCAACGGCAGCCUAUACCUCCCGCCGUUCCCGGCCGAGGAAUACAACCCAGAGCUACACUCCGCCACGUACCGCUGCAGGGCUACCAACCCCGCGGGCAGCAUAAUCAGCAGGGACUGUAAGCUGAGGGCAGAUGUGACGCAACAGUAUCAGCUGCAGGUUCACAACGUGUUCGUUAUGGCGGGGAACGUAGCUGUACUCAGAUGCAACAUCCCAAGUUUCGUACGCGGGCUGGUGCAAGUAACCAACUGGUUACGAGAUGAACACUUGCUGGGCAGAACCGUCAUACACCCAGGUGGCAGGUUCACUGUGACAGCCUCAGGGUCCCUGCACAUCAGGGACACUGUAACAGACGAUGGGUUCGCGCGCUACUACUGCCAAACUGUACACCGCCUGACGGGAGAGAAGAGACUCAGCAUGCCAGGGCAGAUCAUUGUUAGCCAGCCUGAAGGCAACAUCACACCUAGGAUUGAGCACUCUGUUGCUAAUGUGAAUUCCCGGGCUGGGAGCCCUACUGACCUUGUAUGUGCUGCUCAGGGUUCUCCCCCUCCCAACUACAGAUGGUACCGUGACCUGGAUGGGGUGCUACAGGAGGUGCGGCUGGGUAUGGUGCUUGUACGUCCCCUGCAGUCCGUACUUCAAUUCCCGCGUGUUCAGCCAGAGGAUGGAGGGCGCUAUGUAUGUGUAGUGAGCAAUAUGAUGGGUGAGGACCGCCGUGAGAUCACACUCAAUGUGAUCACACCCAUAACAGCCCACAUCCGCCCACAGCAGCAGAUUGUGGAUGCGGGCACCCCAGCCAUGUUCAACUGCUCUGUGCAGGGGGGCAGUGGAGGCAUGCAUAUCUCAUGGCUGAAAGACACGCGCCCUUUACUGGACAGCCCCCAUGUCAGCAUCAUGCAGCAGGGGCAGGUGAUGCUCCUCAAAAACGUUCGCAAGUCAGACCGUGGAAUGUACCAGUGUGUGGCACGCAGCAAUGACGAAAGUGCCCAAGGCAGUGCUGAACUCACCCUGGGAGCCAUAGCCCCUGAGCUACAAUUGACCUUCAUAGAACAGACCCUGCAGCCAGGUCCGCCAGUGUCACUGAGGUGCUCUGCCUCAGGGAAUCCCCCACCACGGAUCACAUGGCUCCUUGAUGGGGGUUUGCUCGUACCCCGGGGCUAUGUCCUAGGUAGCUACCUGGAUUCUGCAAACAAUGUCAUCAGCCACCUCAACAUCUCAUCUGUUCGUGUACAGCAUGGCGGCCUAUACACCUGCAUUGCCAGAAAUGUCCUUGGUGCUGUCCAGCACUCUGCCAUGCUUAAUAUCUACGGGCCCCCUUCUGCCCGUGUACCACAGAAUCUGACAGUGGUAGCAGGUCUGGAUGUGUAUCUCCGCUGUCCAGUGGCAGGAUUCCCCAUUUCCAGUGUGACUUGGCAGCGUGCUGGAGAUAUUCUGCCCAUUCAUCUCAGACAAAGAGUAUUCCCCAAUGGCACGCUACUUGUCAGACAGAUUGAAGGUGCUACUGACAAAGGAGAAUACUCCUGUUCUGUCAGCAACCAGCAAGGGCAGUCAGCCCAUGGCAGGCUCUACCUUGAUGUCAUGAAACCACCACAGAUAGCACCAUUCCAGUUCCCCAACAACUUACAGGAAGGAAUGAGAGCACAGGUUUCAUGCAGCAUAAUUUCUGGGGACUUCCCCAUUACAAUCACAUGGCGCAAAGAUGGGGGUCCACUGCCUCAGGAGGCAGAUGUGCAGGAACAACAGCAUCAGUUUGUAAGCAACUUGCUGUUCAGUGAUCUGGCUGCCCGACAUUCAGGACAUUACACUUGUAUUGCCAGUAAUGCAGCAGCUGUGGCGAACUACACUGCCAAGCUCACUGUUAGAGUGGCUCCAACAUGGCUGAUUGAGCCGCAGGAUGUAUCGGUGUUAUUCCAGCAUCCUGUUUCUCUGCACUGUCAAGCUAGUGGAUUUCCAACGCCUACUAUAACAUGGAUGAAAGCCAAAGAUGAACAACCUGGUGACUAUACAUCACUGGAAUCUAGUCCUCAACUUGUCAUCUCAGGCAACGGUUCGGUGCUGAUUAGGGCAGUUGACCCAUCACAUGAAGGUCAUUACACCUGUCAGGCCAGCAAUGGUAUUGGUUCAGGGCUCAGCAAGGUCAUUUUUCUUAGAGUUAAUGUUCCAGCACAUUUUAGGUCACGGGCAGUAAACCAAAGUGGCGUAGCAGGAGAAGAGAUAAUUUUGAUGUGUGAAGCAGAAGGUGACCUGCCCCUCCAUGUAGCAUGGUCAGCAUCUCACAGACCCUUAAGCCCCAGCCACACCCAGAUUAUGGAGCGACAGACACCCCAUGGAGUCACAGCAGAACUACAUUUGGAGUCUUUGGCUCGAAGAGAUGCUGGUCCAUACCGUUGCUCAGCUUCCAAUGAUUUUGGUCAGGAUGAGAUGAUAGUUUACCUCACAGUCAAAGAGCCGCCAGAGGCCCCAGGAAGGGUGGAGGUGCAGGAGGUGGGAAGUCGCUGGGUGAGUGUCUCAUGGGGGGCACCAUACUCAGGUCAUGCCCCUAUCUCUCACUAUGUAGUACAAUUUCGUGAAGAGGCGCCAACCCUCGGCGGAGGCAUGAGUUCAUGGAACAAUGUUACUGUUGGAGGCGGUAUCCGCAAGGCUCAACUGGGUGCUUUGAGACCUGCCACAUCCUACAAUCUGAGACUGCUGGCUGUCAAUGAAGUUGGGGCAGGGCCUCCCAGUGAGCCCACACUUGCCUUAACAUUGCAGGAAGCUCCCAGUGGUCCACCAAUAGAUGUCACUGUAGAGGCCACAAGUCCAGAGUCACUUCUGGUAAAAUGGAAGCCCCCCCUAGUGAGUUACUCCAAUGGAGAAAUCCUGGGAUAUCAAGUGGGGUAUCGGGAGGCAUCGGGAAACAGUGCACCAUCUACAGCUGCACAACAAGUGCGCACUGUCAGAGGACGCCGCUUAGAGGUGACACUAACCUCUCUGCGUCAUUUCACCCGUUAUGAGGUGACAGUCCGAGCAUUCAACCAGGUUGGGUCAGGCCCUGCCUCACCCAUACAAUCUGUGACAACACUGGAGGGUGUUCCAGACAUGGCACCACAAAACUUACGCUGCUCUGCAGUGUCCCCACAGAGUGUACGAGUAAGGUGGGACCCACCACCACCUGAACAUCGCAAUGGAGUCAUUGAGGGCUACAAAGUAUUGUACAAGCAUAUCAGUCGUCAAGGAGGUUUAACAUCAGAUGUAGAAAUAAAGAAGACAACAAAUCUGGAGACAAAUUUGCAUGGUCUGGCGAAAUUUGCCAACUACAGUGUGCGAGUGCUGGCUUUUACUGCAGCUGGUGAAGGAGUCAGAUCAAAUUCAGUCCAUUGUACCACAGAGGAAGAUGUUCCAGGACCACCUGAACAAAUCAAAGCACUAGCAAUGACAUCUGACAGCAUUAUGGUUGCCUGGACUAGACCACUAGAACCAAAUGGCAACAUUAUCAAGUACAAUGUGUACUACCAAUCAAAGCUUCACAAAGAUGAACACAAAGAGACUGUGUUUGGUGAUAGAGAAUUGACUUAUGAAGUUCGUCGGCUAAAGGAGUUUCAGCAGUAUGAGUUCUGGGUGACAGCCUCCACUAUAAUAGGGGAGGGACAGAGCAGCAUCAAGGUUCCACAGGCACCGGUUUCCAGAGUUCCAGCACGGAUAGCUUCAUUUUCUCGACGAGUGGUGGCAGGGUCAGGUCAGAGCAUUACGUUGGCAUGCCAUGCUGUAGGUCUUCCUGCUCCUAAUCGUAGUUGGCGUGGUCCGUCUGGUAAUUCCAUCACCCCAUCUUCAGGAAACAGGCAUUAUCGUGUACUCCCAGAUGGAGGAGUGACACUUGGUCCGCUUAGACCUGAGGAUGCUGGCAACUAUUCCUGCUUGGCAGAAAAUGUAUUUGGUCGAGAUGAAGUCACAUAUGGAGUAACAGUGCAAGUGCCUCCUGGCCCACCUCAUCUGUCUGUACCUGCCACAACAGCUCGCAGUAUAUCGCUGCAGUGGAGACUCUCAGAUAAUGGUGGGAGUCCAGUAAUUGGAUACACGCUGAGCUAUAAGCGAGAAUCUGGGGACUGGCAAGAGGUUGUCAUUGACCCAGAUCGGAAGACAUACACACUGGAUGGGGUCAAGUGUGGCUCCAGCUAUCAGCUUUUCCUCACAGCAGUGAACUCAGUUGGUAAUGGGAAGCCUAGUUCUGUUAUCACAGCCACCACUAAGGGAGGAGCUCCCCGAAUGCCUGUACAAGAUGAUCUUCUGUUGAUAAAUUCUACAUCAGUCACCUUGUUCCUGGAGGCAUGGCCUAGCGGCGGUUGUCCACUUCGGUACUUUGUUGUGGAAUAUCGUUCUCGAAGCCAAAAAACAUGGACACUGGUUUCGAACAACAUCCAGCAGGAGGAAUUGGUAAUACCUGAUCUCACCCCUGCAACGUGGUAUGCAGUGCGGAUUGCUGCACACAAUGAUGCUGGGUCCAGUGUUCAGGAACUUGUUUUUGCCACAAAGACAAAAACGGGAGAAACUAUCCUGCCAGAUAUGGUACCAGACAUGUCUGAGCAGCAGGGUACAUUUUAUACUCACUUGAAUGUGAUCAUCCCCAUAAUAUCUGGAAUCAUCUGUACCAUUGCAGCAUCCAUCUGUGUAUGCAUCUUCAUCCACAGAAGGCACUAUGCAGGUUAUAAACAAGGUGAUCCUGGAUAUGGAGCAAAGUCUUUGGCUGAACUUGAAAACCAGCGCAAUAAUGACCAACAAGGAGCAAAUCAUAGUCAGUCAGGGCAACUCUAUUCACCAUCCCCUGCAAGGAAGGGAGACUCGUCACUCAGUGGACAGAAAGGCAGUGAUACCUCAGGUCAAGACUACGAGAUCUGUCCAUAUGCAACAUUCAGCCUCCCUGGUGGCGGAGGUGGCACCAACAGUACUCAGACAAUGGACUACUCUAUGCAGUUUCAAACAUUCAGUCAACAGGAAUGUUAUGCAGGUCAGCCACGGCCUAGCACAUCAGGGUAUGGGGGAAGCAAGUCCAACAAGGACUACUAUUCACGUGUUCGAACAAAGUCUAGCAGCACAUCACGCACACCAACAGACUGCAAGGUCACAAGGACAUCUAAAAGCCCUCCAGAUGGACUGAGUCUUGAGAUCUCCUGUAUCUCAAGCCAGCAGACACUGCCUGUUUCUGUGGCUGCAGCUUCAAGCUCAAGUAGUCAUCACCGUCGAAACAAGUCACCACCAGGACAUCAUGGGCAUGGUCACAGUCACCAACAUCAAGAAAGCCAAAGCAGUAGUAGUGGUGUGGGUUUUGGGCGAUCGCGUAGUUGCUCAAUGGGGACGGAUCGUGAACAGGACAGAGAACGGUCAGACUCAGAUAGUAGUACGGGUGGGGCGGGAAGUCCAAGGAGGAACGAACCUAAGGCAAUUCCAUCCCAGUAUCGACUUCCUACUGCCAACCACAGAUCCAACAAGGCACCACACCAUGCAGAUUCAGUUUUUGAACUGGAUUCCAGUACAGAAUCAGCAGAAGCUUCACCAGAAGUGAACCACAGAGUACGGCGCAGUGGUGUGAUGGCUCGGAGAGGGACGCCAUCCAGACCAAAUACCAGAGGCAGUAUAGUGUGUCAGGAGGUGGUUCCUCUUCAACCUCCAUCUGGCUUCUCAGAUGGACAGGAGCUCUCCGAGGCUGAAUGUGAUCGUGAAGCAGCAUCUGGUCCAGAAAAUGUUGCCCUUCCACUUUUCCGGCAUGAGGAACUUGAGCAGGAACUGUCCACUCUUGUCAAAAGGUAUCGACAAGAACGGGACAGAGAAAAGCAAGACUACACCAUCCAUGUUUGAAAGAAUCUGAAAAACAGCCUCUGUAAUUGUUAACAAGUGCCACUUUUAAGUCAAAGGAGAGUCUAGUUUUGUGCAUCAGAGUUAUUAAUGCAGUGUCUGUUUAAAAGAAACAGUCCUAUUCUAUUGCAUGUUGAACAGGUUCAGCACAGACAGUGUGCUACAACCUAAUGGAAGUGAUGGCUGUAAGGACUGAUUUUUUUUAACACAGUCUAUCUUCCUACUUUUAUCUCAGACGUCAUUCCAGGGACUGGGUCUUUCUUCCUCAUACUGCUCACUUCUGCAUAUUGAAGAUGUCAUGGGAUUACUGAAAUAUGUUUAAGAACUAUGCAUUUUCAGUUUUAGGACAAAUUCAAUCACAAAAAAAUACGGAGUGUAAAUGGGAAGCUCAUUGUAGCGAGUGGUCAGCUGCAUAUGUAUAGAACACUUUCAGGGAACAGCACUGGGUACUGCAGACCACAAACCCACUGUUGGCUAAGAUAUAUCGAUGAUGUACUGCUACAUGAACCAGCAGGACUGUAAUAAUUUAUUCACCUCCUCAUCAGCCUCAGAUCUACCACAAGAUUCACAGUUGAAUUUGAAAUUAGUAAUACUCUUCCCUUCUUAGAUGUCUUGAUCAUGAAGAGGGACCAUAAUUUAACCACAAAAUGAUAAAGGAAACCUACCCAUACAAGACUCUUUACAUUUUAAAUCUGACCACCUCCUUCACUUAAAGAGAGGAAUUGUUCAUAACUUUGUCAAUAGAAGCAGUGUCAUAUGUCAGGAUUUGAAGGAUUUCAACAGGGAAAUUAAGAAUGUAAGCAGGAUCUGAUGUUUAAUGAAUACCCACAACACUUAAUUGAUUCCAUUGUCAAGUCAAGGAGAAGCAUGUGUCCUUCAGGUGGAACAUAACAUGGCAUCCCAUAUUCAUUGGGGAUGACUUCAAUGUUAGCAGAAUUUACAGAACUAUAUAUACACUGUGGGACACUGAUGGAAACUGAACCUGUUAGAUGUGCCCAGCAGACAAAGCAGUGUGCGCACAGUAUUGCAUGUGACUGGCAGAUGUUACAUCAGCAAAACAGGUAGACCUUUGGUAGUAUGCAUUAAGGAGCACAAAUAUGGUCUGAUGCAAAGUUUUAUCAAAGAGUUAAAAUAAACCUAAUAUGCACACCAGAUAAAACCUCCAAAUAUGUUGAAAAGAAGAUUUUACAGAUUGAACCUAACAGCACCUACAGAAAAUACAAGAAAUCAGCCAAAAUGUCUCAAAGUAUCUCUUCCAGUCGUUCAACCUAGCUUGGAGAGCUCACUCAUCUGGACCCCCGUCAUGGGAGAGGAAGUUAGCAAAUAUGAUUGUCUUAUUUAUUCAAUAAUUAUUAGUACUGAUUUAUUUGCUCUUAGAACCUCAUCGGUAUACAGGAAAUUUUAUCUGCCUGAAUUUUAAUCCUCUGUAUAUGAUGGGUUUACAAUUGCAUCUGUUUUUGUAUUAUGUAAAAUUUUAAAUGUCAAUAGACUACUUCCUAUCAUUGAUUUUAACGUACCUAUAUUUGUCCUUUUUAUAAUCUCACUCAGUGGUUUCAGCUUCUAUUUUAGUCAGACUCUGGUUUUAUGAUCUGUGGCCAUAGGUGCAUCAUCUCAUGCAUAUGGAUAUAUAUAUUUAAUUUUACUCCCACAGAUGGUUCCUGUUUUACUUGGUUUAUAUAUUGCAUCUUGUGCUGCUUCAGAUGUCUGGAGGUAGGAACUUGCUGAAUAGAUUUGGCCUAAGUGAGCUUUUUUGCCCUAGAAUGGAGACAUAGUUCAUGUCUCAGAAAUGUCAUUUUUAAUAAGAAUAUGAGGAUGGUGAAUGUCCAAAAAGUUUAUCAUUAUAUUAAUAUACCAUUGUCAUGAAUUUUAGAAGUGACAGAUGAUUAAAUGAAACACAAGAAACACUGAAGAGCAAAGAAACAAACUUUGACUCUUUCAAAGUGUUUAAUUUUAAAUAUCACAAUUAUCGUCCCAUCUCUCCUAUUUCUCCUGGACCUGCUUCUGAUAUGGUAGUAUAUUUUCUUUUUAAAUUCAGUAUAGUGAAUCCAAAAUUCACGUCUCUCGAUGUAAGGUUUUGUCCUUAUUUAACAUUAAGGUUCAGUAUUAAAUUUUCUCCAGCUGAAAUUUUCCUUGCUCCUCACUUUAACGUUCAAAUCCACUUCUUCCCAGACGAACCUUAAAUGAGAUUUUACUAUAUACAGAAAUUUAAAUAUAAUUUCCAGUUUUUGCAUGAAUUCAGCAAAGAAUACACCACAACAAAGAACAGAAAAUAGCAUGAUGUAAAUGAUUUUACUUCAUGAGAGGCAGUAAUUUGAAAGUACAAAUUAGUGUUGUACAGUCAGUGCAUGCAUGAACGACUUAUAUUGAACAAUUUAAGCAGGGCCCAAGGGAUAUCUGUGAGAACUGACAAAUAUAUAAGGAGACAUAUAACUCUUAGAAUUACUGGGGUUAAAGAACUUUAAUCUGUAUCAUCCUCAAAAUCAUCUAAAAAUAUUGUUCAAGGGAGAACAAGGAAAAUGUACUGGGGGGUUAAAAAUUUCAUGAGAAAGACAUUACAUUUAUGCAGAUCCAGUUCUUGUUUUUUUUUAACUGCUGUAUGAGUACGUGUUGAAUCUUUGCAUCCUGUUGUGUGUAAAUUAUAUUGUACGGAGAUGUAUCUACACAACAAUUGCUUAUAAAUUCAGUAAGAUUAAUAAAAUGGCAAUAUUAACUUUAUUGUUAUUCUUACUGUAACGUGUUUGGUCUAUUGAUCAUUCUCAUCAUUAUAAAUAUAUGUAUUCAUAAAACCACCUAAGAAUGAUCAAUAGAUCAGAACAUGUCAUGGUGAGAAUAAUGAUAUAGUUAAUAUUGUCAUUUUAGUAAUAUUAUUAUAUUUAUACCCAGCUGAAGGGCUGAAGGACAGCUUCAUUUUAUAUGAUUUUAAAUGUAUGUGGCAGCGACAUCAUGUAGUUUGAUAAGAGUGCCAACAUCUUACAGGAAUCUACUCUCUCCAUUUUCAUGGUGACGGGGGCAGUACAGUAUUCCAGAACACUGGUACCUAUCUGUCAGCCUACACAUUAUCACAGCCUAAACGAUGACAGUAUGGAAAACUUCAUUCUUUUAACUUCCAUAAUACCUGUUGUCUGAUUAUAUCUGUAGCCAAAAAUACAUAUCAUGACAGUAAUUUUCAUACUUCUGAAGGUGUCAUAUAAAAGUAUAUCAUUUUUUGUGUUACCCAUAUGUCCAUGAAUCAUGUAUCAGCCCCAUAUAUUAAACCUUCACUGAAAUAUCUCUAACUGCAGUAAUGGCUGCAGCAGCAUCAGAUAAUGCAUUUUAAACAGUGAAGUUUAUUUAUUUAAUGAUACAAACAGUAGCUCAGAGUGUAACAUGUCAGGUGAAUAGAUGAUACUUGUAGUUAAUGAUGAAUUUGAAAUGGUGUGGAAGGAAGCAGUCAUAGCCUAAUUUAAGAUACUGUCUCAUCAUUCACCUGCAGACUGAGGAAAACCACAAAAACCUCAGUCAGGUUACUCAGUACCUAGAAACAUCCUGAUGAAGGUGGAUAAGAUUGCUGCUAGUAGAUAAUUGAAUUAUAUGUAUUGAAAAGCAUUAUGCUGAGUGGCAACUGAAUUUUAAGUACUGUUUUUAUUGCAUAUGUUUAUUAAAUAAUGGUAUUUAAUAUAUAGAAGUUGUCAUAUAUAUGUACACGGCCGCGCCAUAGCUCAAGUGGUUAGUCGCUGGCCUCCCACUGCGGCAGCCCGGGUUUGAUCCCGAGUC
This is a messenger RNA of Cryptotermes secundus, 10496 nucleotides long. RefSeq names its product Down syndrome cell adhesion molecule-like protein Dscam2. Gene Ontology annotation, cellular component: axon; plasma membrane. The record is from RefSeq and is a predicted model, not a curated record. Gene Ontology annotation, biological process: axon guidance; cell-cell adhesion. Lineage: Eukaryota; Metazoa; Arthropoda; Insecta; Blattodea; Kalotermitidae. Gene Ontology annotation, molecular function: protein binding.